AACCAACAUCUGAAUACAUAAAUUCACAUUGAAUUUGCAUUUCAUUGACAAAGCUGUGUUCUUGUUAUUGCAGGUUCUAUAUCUGAGAAACAGUCGCAGGGCUUCCACUUGUUAAUCUGACUGAGAGAAAAAUGUGAUAUUGGAUAUAGAUCGAGUCAAUACUAGAAAAAAGUAUUAAGAGAUUGCUGCAUCACACCCCUUUUAAAAGUAAUAUAAAAGUGGCAGAUUGAGGGUGCUCUUCGGGACCAAACGCACUUCUAGUGGUGUAUAAUAUAAUUACUUUCAUCAGUGAAAGUAAACGGAGUUUAAAUUAUGAGGCACCUAUACUGCAAGUCUAUCUUAAUGAUCUAUUUGGAAAUGAUUUUAAUGGUGUCUUCAAGUUACUCCCUGAUUUCUACCAAAAGAUACUAGAGAUGGGAGACAAUGUUGGAGCAUGUUUUAUAAAUGCAACUCCAGGGAACUUUUAUGGGAGGCUCUUUCCUAAUAAUUACAUCCAUUUCUUUUAUUCUUCAAAUAGUCUUCAUUGGCUCUCACAGGCUCCAGAAGAAUUGACAAACGGAGCUGAGCCACUAAACAAAGGUCAUAUUUAUUUAACAAACACAAGCCCUACAGUGGUGUAUAAAGCAUACUUUGAGCAAUUUCAAAAAGAUUUCAAACUAUUUCUUCAAUCACGUUCAGAAGAAUUGACACUUGAUGGAAGUAUGGUACUAUCAUUACUUGGAAGAAAAAAUUAUUUAUUUGAAAAAGGUGACGCUGGGCCCUUGUUUGACUUGGUACUGAAGGACAUGGUCUUAGAGGGGUUGAUUGAAAAGACAACAUUGGAUUGCUUUAACAUGCCUUUCUAUAUUCCAACUGUGGAGGAAGUCAAGCAAAUAAUCGAGGCAGAAGGAUCCUUUACCCUUGAAAGAUUGGAAAUUAUUCAAAUAUGUUUGAAUGAACACUUUUCAGAUGACAUAGAUAGCCAAGUGAGAAGAGAGAUCAUUACGAAGACAUUGAGAGCUGUCAAGGAACCUCUCUUUUCAGCUGCAUUCGGUGAAAAUAUCAUGGACGAAUUAUUCUCAAGAUUUGCAAAAAAGAUUUCACUCAUUGAGUUUGAGUACACAACUUUAAUCAUGUCCAUGACAAAGGCUACAUGAAGAAGGGGAACAAAUAAUGUAUACUUGAAAUAUUAAGUUAUCCAUUAUGUCUUGAGAUUAAAAUUGAAGUUGGCCUUCUCUGGUCAAGUAGCAUUUGCCGCUGCAUAUUCCUCAGUUCAACUUGUGAGGGUCUACAUCAUCUACUAUGUGUUGUUAUUAAUCUACUAUGUGUUGUUAUUAAUUGUUUUCUUGCUUUUUUGUCAAAAAACAACCUGAUGUUGAAGUAGAUGUUGUGCCAUCUGCCCACGUGUAGCACAAGUCAUUAGUCCCUUACUUGGAGUGCUUAUGUGUGUCCUAGAAAAUCUUGUGAAGAUUUGUUUUAUGGUUACUUGCGGUUCAAGUAGUUGUACCGUGAUUGCAUUUAACGUGGGCUGAUUUAUUUGUUGAUACAAUCUUUGAUUGGGGAUUUAUUUCUAUUUUUUAAUGGUAGAUUGCUUUGUAACGCAACAAAAUCUUUAGAAGAUUGCGUUACUGGUUUAACAGAUUUGUUCCAGAUCUGUUUUGUGGACUCUAUUUUCGUGCAAGCCCAUUUAAG
Molecule: messenger RNA, 1671 nt
Organism: Lotus japonicus
Lineage: Eukaryota; Viridiplantae; Streptophyta; Magnoliopsida; Fabales; Fabaceae
Product: probable methyltransferase TCM_000168
Exons: 4
Coding region: 414-1136 (240 amino acids)
Biological process (GO): methylation
Molecular function (GO): S-adenosylmethionine-dependent methyltransferase activity
Source: RefSeq, a predicted model, not a curated record